AUGCAGCCAACCUACAACAACAUUCUUGGUGGAAUAAAAGAAAUACUUGCGGCCGCCGUAUUGUGCUGUGGCUGCAGAUGGUCUGCGCUGCGGAGUGGAGCCACAGCGAGGUCCUGCCUGCCUGAGGCCGAGGCCGUGCGGACAGCCCGGGGAGCCAGCGCCACCAGGUCGGUUCAGGAGGCAAAACCUUCAACUGAGGACUUGGUAGAUAAGAAGGAAGGAGAAUACAUAAAACUCAAAGUUAUUGGACAGGAUAGCAGUGAGAUUCAUUUUAAAGUGAAAAUGACCACACAUCUCAAGAAACUUAAAGAAUCUUACUGUCAAAGACAGGGAGUUUCAAUGAAUUCACUCAGGUUUCUCUUUGAAGGUCAGAGAAUUGCUGGUAACCACACUCCAAAAGAACUGGGAGUGGAGGAAGAAGAUGUGAUUGAAGUUUAUCAGGAACAAACAGGGGGUCACUCAAGGAUUUAGAUAUUCUUUUUAUUUUUUUCUUU
This is a messenger RNA of Suncus etruscus (white-toothed pygmy shrew), 494 nucleotides long. Its product is annotated as small ubiquitin-related modifier 1-like. Gene Ontology annotation, molecular function: protein tag activity; ubiquitin-like protein ligase binding. The transcript has a single exon. Gene Ontology annotation, biological process: protein sumoylation. The coding region runs from base 1 to 471 and encodes 156 amino acids. Gene Ontology annotation, cellular component: nucleus; PML body. Lineage: Eukaryota; Metazoa; Chordata; Mammalia; Eulipotyphla; Soricidae. The record is from RefSeq and is a predicted model, not a curated record.